AGCAUCAAUUCAUCCGUCUAUCAUGAUAAGGCAACAUUGCGUUCGCUAUGUGUAUGCUCAUUUAUGCUAUCGAUCAUGGCGCCACCUUCUAUCUGAUAAGGUACUACGUACCCCUCACCUGGAUUUCCUAUCACGUUCGUCGCUUAUCAUCCCCGCGUAUCACGGCUUCCGCAUUUGAGAAGUAACGCCGAACAUUUCGACAUGGAGGUUGGCUUGGCCUGGACGUUAAUGCGGGACUUGAAUGACAAUUUCCUGCCUUUUCAACAUCACUCUGAUGCCUUGUUCGUUUGAUUUCUCAUCAUCUCUGGCGGUUCGCAUCUCAGCAUGACUUUGAGGCGGAGAUUAGUAUCGCUCGAUCAGCACAUACGGCUCAAGGGCGAUGGGAGCCGACAUGAGCAGACCAACGCUUGGAGUAACCGCGACCUGAUCCCGUUACCACCAGAACGACGAACAUGGGGUUGGUUCAACUUCUUCGGCUUUUGGGCAAUAGCAAGCUUGAACGUCGCGAACUGGCAAACCCCAAGCAUUUACUUGACACUCGGCUUGUCUGUCCCUCAGGCCAUGCUCGUCAUCGUUGUUAGCAGGCUACUUGUCGUCUUGUUCUCCGUUUUAAUCGCCUGGAUCGGCUUGAAGUGGCACAUCGGAUUCACUGUACAAAACCGAUACUCUUGGGGUAUGAGAGGGAGCUUCAUCCCACUUUCACAAAGAAUCAUGCUUAACUUCAUCUGGAACGCUGUGCAAUGUUGGAAUGGAGGGCGUCUGAUUGCAGUAUGCUUGACAGCCAUAUGGCCUUCUUUUGCACACAUGCCAAACACAUUCGGGCCAAGUAUGCCUACCACGACCGAUCAAUUUGUGGGUUUCGUUGUGUUCUGGUUCCUCUCGACGCCAUUCCUGUGGCUUCGCCCGGAAAAGUUCAAGAUUCCAUUUCAGAUCGUGUGUACUUGGUGUGGUGUCGGCAUGUUAGCUUGGAUGAUCUGGGCACUCGCCGUCGCGAAAGGUGUAGGUUCAUUAUGGAAUGCUGGGCAAAUUAUACCCGCUGGCUCUCCGUUCAACUCUUCAUGGCUUAUCAUGGCUGGCAUCAACCAGGGCAUCGGUGGACUAGCGGCUGGAAUAACGAACGGUUCGGACUUCUCAAGGUAUGCUAGUGCUCGCAGGCACUAUGUCUACAGCACAAUCACUAGCUGUUUUAUUACGGGCAUUCUGGUCUCAUUCGUAGGUCUCGUCACUGCAGCUGCAGCACAGAAGAUCUAUGGCGAAGUGUACUGGAAUCCUCCAGACCUUCUUAUGGUCAUGAUGGACAAUGGAAACGGCAGUUCGAAAGCUCGCGCCGGCGUCUUCUUCCUAGCCGCAGGGUUCGCAUUCACAGCGAUGUUCGAGAACAUAUGCGGUAAUGCUAUCGCUGGAGGUAUCGAUCUGGCCGGACUGUUUCCUCGAUACAUUGAUAUACGCCGCGGCGCCAUCAUCACCUUCGUUGCUGCAUGGUUUGUACAGCCAUGGCAGCUUAUCAACCGCGCCACGACCUUCAUUGCUGUGUUGUCAUCAUUCUCCGUCUUUCUGGUCCCGAUCAUAGGUAUCAUGGCCACUGACUAUUACUUGCUGCGGGAGAGGAGGAUCACGCUCACUCACUUGUACAAGACUGCUGACUCUUGCUACUACUUCUGGAGAGGGUUCAACUGGCGAGCGAUACCAGCAUGGAUAUGCGGAUGGGCUCUGACUAUUGGAGGGCUGAUUGUUACCGUUAGAGGGGAUCUUUCCCCACCACGGGCAUUGGUGCAGCUGUACUAUAUGGCCUUCCUCAUCGGCUUCUUCAUAAGCGCUAUAGUCUUUUAUGUUCUCAACAUCGUCUUCCCAGUCCCUAGUAUGGAUCAGAUGGACUCGGUCGAUGUGUAUGGAACGUUCACCGCAGCGGAAGCUCGACGGAUCGGCGUUGCCCCACUUGAAGAAGGCCCAUCAGCUGUUGGUAUCACUGGCAUAUCCGUCGAACCAGAUCUAUCGGAGAAAGACGCCAUGGGUGAGAAGAGAGUAUGA
Molecule: messenger RNA, 2028 nt
Organism: Macroventuria anomochaeta
Lineage: Eukaryota; Fungi; Ascomycota; Dothideomycetes; Pleosporales; Didymellaceae
Product: NCS1 nucleoside transporter family protein-like protein
Exons: 5
Coding region: 325-2028 (567 amino acids)
Biological process (GO): transmembrane transport; nucleobase transport
Cellular component (GO): plasma membrane
Molecular function (GO): nucleobase transmembrane transporter activity
Source: RefSeq, a predicted model, not a curated record